Molecule: messenger RNA, 1486 nt
Organism: Aphanomyces astaci
Lineage: Eukaryota; Oomycota; Saprolegniomycetes; Saprolegniales; Verrucalvaceae
Exons: 6
Coding region: 19-996 (325 amino acids)
Biological process (GO): amino acid metabolic process
Cellular component (GO): cytoplasm
Molecular function (GO): aminoacylase activity
Source: RefSeq, a predicted model, not a curated record
GCCAGAAUUUGAUUCAGCAUGGUGAUGACCCCCAAUGACUUUGACGAGGACGCAGCUAUUCGCCGCUUCCAAGAGCUCCUGCGCAUUCCCACGGUCAGUGGACACGGGCCCGAAGGGGCGUACCAAGAUUGCGCAGCAUGGCUGAUUGCGUACAUGCAAGAGCUCGGAUUUCUCGAAGACAUCCACGAGUUUUCACCUGUCGAAGGCAAGCCCAUCGUCGUGGCCACGUGGAAAGGUAAGGACGCGUCGUUGCCCAGCAUCCUCUUGAACUCGCACUACGACGUGGUGCCUGUGAUGGAGCAGUUUUGGAACUACGAGCCAUUUGGGGGAGAGCUGUUGGAAAACGGAAUGAUCGUCGGCCGUGGCACCCAAGACAUGAAGUGCGUGUGCGUGCAAUACCUGGAGGCCUUGCGCCUGCUGCACUCGACGGGGUUCGUGCCUGCGCGCAACAUCCACUUGAGCUACGUCCCGGACGAAGAAAUCGGUGGCUCCGAUGGCAUGGGCAAGUUCCUCAAAUCCAACCAGUACCAAGCCAUGCUUCCCAUCGCGCUGGCCCUGGACGAAGGGCUGGCCAACCCCACCAACAAGUUCACCGUGUUUUACGGCGAGCGGACGCCUUGGUGGCUGUACGUCAAGGCGGAAGGGCCGACGGGCCACGGCAGUCGCUUUAUCAAGGACACGGCCACGAUCAAGUUGAUUGACAUUUGCAACAAGGCGCUCAAGUUUCGCGAUGACCAAGAGAACCUUCUUGGCGCGUCAUGUGGAUGCAAGCACGGCGAGAUGAAGAAAAACAAGCUCGGGGACGUGACCACCGUCAACUUGACUGUGCUGCGCAGCGGCGUGACCACGGACGGCGGCCGCACGUUUGCGCUCAACGUGAUUCCCACGGAUGCCAUGGCAGGGUUUGACAUUCGCAUCUCUCCGAGCCAAGACUUGGAUGCGUUCAAGGCACUACAAUACACCCCCCCCCCAAACUCACGUUCAAACUCACAGUAAAGUGUGUGUAUGUAGGCCAUGCUGGACGAAUGGUGCUGUGCCGAAGGCGUGUCGUGGGAGUUUGUAUCCAAGAAUCCGCUGCAUCAGCACCAUGUGACAUCGGUAGAAGACGAGACCAACCCCCUGUGCGCCAAAUUUCUCGAUGUGGCGGCGAAAUUGGGGAUGGACGUGGAGCUGGAUGUGUUUCCCGCCGCCACGGACAGCCGGUUCCUGCGGCAGCUGGGCGUGCCGGCGCUCGGGUUCUCGCCCAUGAACAACACCGAGGUGCUCCUGCAUGAGCACAAUGAAAUGCUGCACAAGGACACGUUCGUGCGCGGCAUCCACCUCUUCAAAGGCAUCUUUGAGCAGUUGUUUGACAACUGAUACAAAAAGUCGGAUCAUCUCCCACGACGUACAUAUGUACACUGUGGACGCUGUAGCGUGGACGGACGUUGUUGAUCUCUGUGACGUGGUGCAAUGAGUAAUAUCACUCGAACCAUGAAAUCGUGUG